UGAAGUGAAAAUGAAAGAUUUUUUAUUUUUGUGGUCAUGACAUGCUUAGUAACUACCCUCUUUCUUCUGCCUCACUUUCCCCCGACAUUCACUUUUAAUUAUUUUCAUGAUUUAACUUGACGUGCAAUGGCAUUAUUAUUAAGCAUUUCCUCCACCAAUUCUCUGCCAGCUUCCAUGGAUUCAGACCGAAAAUCUCUUCAGCUCGGUGAAAUCAGCAUGACCAACAGACCCACAUGCCCUUCUCCCGGUUCCGGCGAAGCAGUCAUCAUUUCUAUCUCCGAUGACGACGUCCCGAAAAUCCCCACUCCCCGCAAAUCUCUCACUCGCUCACUUCUCUCAAAACCCAAAUCCAGAUUUGGCGAACAACCUCUUCCCAUGGAUCCCAGUCUGCUCGAAGAAAUCGAUUCUUCCGACCAGAGAUAUUUCUCAACCUCCCCUGCAAAUUCAGUGCAGUCCGGCAGGACCAACACUCUCUAUGUAUCCACUCCAAAGACGCCACUAAUUGCGUCGCCGGGAGGUGUCGCCGCCGGAGAAGACGAUGGUGCGGCGAUUUACAAGAAGGUUAGUAGAUAUCGUAAGCUUAAGUAUAAGAGGGUUAAGAUAAAAGUGUUGCUUGAAUGGAUUGUAUUCCUUUGCUUAAUGGGUAAUCUGAUUGCUAGCUUAACCGUUGAUGAAUUAAGAAAGAAAGUAUUCUGGGGAUUAGUUGUCUGGAAAUGGUGUCUUCUUGUUCUAGUGACAUUCUCUGGAAUGCUGGUUACGAAAUGGAGUAUUAAUUUCAUUGCACUGUUGAUCGAAAGUAAUUUCUUAUUCGAAAGGAAAGUUUUAUACUUCGUUCAUGGUCUGAAGAACAGUGUUCAGGUUUUCAUAUGGUUGAGUUUGGUUCUUCUCUGUUGGCUUUUGCUGUUUAAACACGAAGCAGAGGUGCGUUCACCGAAGAGUGCCAAGUUUCUUGAUUUUGUAAGCUGGACGAUUGUUUCACUUCUAGUGGGUUCGUUCUCGUGGCUGUUAAAGACAUUGCUUUUGAAGAUUCUCGCUUCUUCGUUUCACGUGAAGACGUUUUUCGAUAGGAUUCAGGAAUCUGUAUUUAAUCAUUAUAUUCUGAUGACAUUAUCAGGGCAGCCGGUAAUGGAGAUUGUCGGGGGGAGUGAAACAACAAGUCAGAUGAGCUUUCCAAGGAAGAAGAAGGGGAAGGAUACGAAGGUGAAAGAAGUGAUUGAUGUGAAUAAACUUUAUAGGAUGAAACAGGAAAAGGUUUCGGCUUGGACUAUGAAAGUUUUGGUUGAUUCGAUUUCAACUUCUGGGUUGUCGACAAUUUCGAAUGGGUUUACUGAUUUUGGUGGAGAAAAACAACGGUCGGAUAAUGAGAUAACUAAUGAGAUGGAAGCCAUUGCUGCUGCUUAUCAUAUCUUCAUCAAUGUUGCCAAACCAGGAAGCAAGUAUAUUGAAGAGGAAGAUUUGAAGAGAUUCAUGAUAAAGGAAGAGGUUGAUGCUGUGUUUCCACUCCUUGAAGGAUCAGAACCGGGUCGGAUUGAUAGAAAAACCCUUACCGACUGGGUGGUGAAAGCUCACCAGAGUCGCAAGGCCUUGGCACACGCACUUUCAGAUACUAAAACAGCAGUAAAGCAAUUGAACAAACUUCUUACAGGGAUGCUUGUGGUUGUCGUUACAAUCGUUUGGCUCCUUCUCACAGAAAUUGCAUCAACAAAAGUACUCUUAUUUCUCUCCUCCCAACUCGUCGUCGCAGCUUUCAUAUUCAAGAACACCGGCAAGACCAUUUUCGAAGCUCUCAUUUUCGUAUUCGUCAUGCAUCCUUACGAUGUUGGUGAUCGUUGUGUCAUUGAUGGUGUUCAAAUGACCGUUGAAGAGAUGAAUAUCUUGAACACGGUUUUCUUAAGGUUUGACAAUGAAAAGAUUUAUUACCCGAAUUCUGUUUUAGCCAUGAAACCUAUAAGCAAUUUCUAUAGAAGUCCGGAUAUGGGCGACUCGAUGGAAUUCUCAAUUGAUUUUAAAACGCCAUUGGAAAAGAUUGGGGCUAUGAAGGAGAGAAUCAAAUUGUAUUUGGAGAAAAAUCCACAUCAUUGGCAUCCGUUUCAUAAUGUGGUGGUGAAGGAGAUUGAGAACGUGAACAAGAUCAAGAUCGGAUUCUAUUUUAAUCAUACGAUGAAUUUUCAACAAUACGGAGAGAAACUAAGACGCAAAUCUGAUCUGAUGCUAGAGAUGAAGAAUAUCUUUGAACAAUUAAAUAUCCAAUACAAUCUUCUCCCACAAGAUGUUCAUAUGGUCUAGUCAAAAAUCUCUAUUCUUGUGUUCCUCUCCUGUCAGUAUAGUAUUGUAUUAAAUGGAUUGGGUAACGACAAAAUCUCUAUUUUUGUGUUCCUCUCCUGUCAACAUUAAAAUUGUAUAGUAUUGUAUUAAAUGGAUUGGGUAACGACAAAAUCUCUAUUUUUGUGUUCCUCUCCUGUCAACAUUAAAAUUGUAUAGUAUUGUAUUAAAUGGAUUGGGUAACGACAAAAGUAAUUCAGUGGUAAAACUCCAUUUAAGAGAUGA
Impatiens glandulifera is the source of this 2547-nucleotide messenger RNA. Its product is annotated as mechanosensitive ion channel protein 10-like. Gene Ontology annotation, molecular function: mechanosensitive monoatomic ion channel activity. The coding region runs from base 127 to 2286 and encodes 719 amino acids. Gene Ontology annotation, biological process: transmembrane transport; detection of mechanical stimulus; monoatomic anion transport. The transcript is spliced from 4 exons. Gene Ontology annotation, cellular component: plasma membrane. NCBI's taxonomy places the organism in Eukaryota, Viridiplantae, Streptophyta, Magnoliopsida, Ericales, Balsaminaceae. The record is from RefSeq and is a predicted model, not a curated record.